CAGCCUCACGGUAAGUAGUGUCUCUUGCACGACCGAACAACAAAUUCGCGCCGCUCAAAAUUCCGGUUCAGACUUCAGUCCUCCUCGUUCACGCUCGUUCCAAAGCCAAACACAAGCUUCUUUAGUCUGGAUCUGGAGCUUAACAUAUAAAUUGUUCGCAGAUUUUCCGACUCUUUCUCUCCCGAGAAUCUUCAAUUCCAUUACGGGCUAGGGUUUCGAUCUUUCUCUUGAAAUCCAAUUUCACGCUCCUGUACCUAAUCCUCAAUUAGGGUUGGGGGUUUUAGAGUUAAUAAAUAUGUAUGCUGAUCGGGUAGAAUCUGGAGGCAGGAGAUCAAUAAAAGAUCGUCUCAAUGGAAAUUCCUUGGACAACUCCACUCGCCGGCGCCCCAUCACCGGAAAGAGGCAGAGGCAAGAUGACAAGUGGGAACAUGAUCUUUAUGAUGAUGAACCUCACAUUUCAAAUCGCAAAGUUGGCGCUCGAGAUCUUCGUCAGAAGCUCCAGAGGAAAGCUUCAGGUGUAAUGGAUUUGCGUGAAAAGCUAUCAGAUACAAUGAAUCUGCAACCACAGAGUGCCGGUUCACGAAAACAAAAAAUGGAGGCUGCUAAACCAGCUAGGAAAAGUGUUGCUUCUGAGGCUGCUGAACUGGAGAUUAAAAAAGUUGCAAAUCUGGCUACUAAAAAGAAGCCUCAGCAAAAGGCUGAAAUAUCGUUGGAUCAGUUUUUGCUGUCAUUGGAUCUCGAAAAAUAUUCAAUUACUUUUCAGGCCGAAGAAGUUGACAUGACAACCCUUGUACACAUGACUGAUGAGGACCUCAAGGCUUUAGGGAUACCAAUGGGCCCAAGGAAGAAGAUACUUCUAGCACUGGAAUCUAGAGCCUGAUAUGUAGGAAUUUGGUGGUGUGGGGUUGUUUUACCAAUAUGCGGGGGGGUUGCAGGUUCCUUAAUUGGUUUGAAGAUCCUCAAAUUUAUUUUGCCUGCAGCUGGGUUGGGCUAACCUCCACAUUAACCUAGUUUUUUUUUUAUUUUAUUUUUUGUAUUGAUUUCCCUUUGUUCGUUUCUGUAGCUUGAAUCUAUUUAUUUAUCUGAAAGCAAUGUAAAAUGUGUGUUUGAGGAAGAGGAACUCACUCCUACCCUUGAAGGGCUUUUUUAAUCAUGGGAAACUAUGAAAUUUUCUAAUCCAUAGCUUACAAUAGAUAUAAGAGCUGCGGAAAGAAACUUGAUUA
Messenger RNA from Tripterygium wilfordii, 1223 nucleotides. RefSeq names its product ankyrin repeat and SAM domain-containing protein 4B. The coding region runs from base 296 to 880 and encodes 194 amino acids. Lineage: Eukaryota; Viridiplantae; Streptophyta; Magnoliopsida; Celastrales; Celastraceae. Gene Ontology annotation, molecular function: protein binding. The record is from RefSeq and is a predicted model, not a curated record. The transcript is spliced from 6 exons.